This is a messenger RNA of Metarhizium brunneum ARSEF 3297, 2763 nucleotides long. RefSeq names its product Spindle pole body component alp4 (gene alp4). The record is from RefSeq and is a predicted model, not a curated record. Gene Ontology annotation, molecular function: gamma-tubulin binding; microtubule minus-end binding. Lineage: Eukaryota; Fungi; Ascomycota; Sordariomycetes; Hypocreales; Clavicipitaceae. Gene Ontology annotation, cellular component: centrosome; gamma-tubulin complex; spindle pole. Gene Ontology annotation, biological process: mitotic cell cycle; cytoplasmic microtubule organization; meiotic cell cycle.
AUGGCAUCCGGGACAGCAAGAGCCGCUAGCCGCGCCAACAGCUAUGCAGACGAUCGCAUGCGCAGUUCCAUGCCAAACGGAAGCUUCAGGAGCGAACGACCAGAUCCGAGGGCACCCGAAGCUUCUCACCCCGAGGCGCAGUAUCCUGGCAUGGCUCAUAAGAGGACCGCGUCGGGGAAUCCAAGGCCCGUGAACAGAUCAAUAUCUACACAAGAGCGGAGAUACGAAGAGCGACGGGUUACGGAAAGGACUUUUGAGGCGCAUGUGGAUAGGAUUUUAAAACGAAAUCCUAGUCCAGAGAAGCAGCAUAGACGAAGUGCCACUGGCGAGAGAAGGGAAGGGGAGGUGAGGAAGCAGAAGUCUACUGAGUUUCGGCCCAGGGAUUCUCAGUCAGAUGCUUCACAAGCUCCUUGGGAUCCAGAAGCGACUUUGUUACCGCAUACUUCUGCCCCGUUGGCUUCGCGAAUAUCGAUCCCCCCGGCUGCCUCAACAGUUCCACAGGCACCACAGCCGAAAUCUUUGAAUGAGCUGACGCUAGAGAUACAAGAGGCAGCUAUCGUGGAAGAUUUGCUGUUUGUGUUUAUGGGCUACGAGGGGCAAUACAUUCGCUUUGCGAAGGGAUACGACCCGACCGAAGAGCGAGAUCGUCUCACUGGACCAGGCUUCAAGAUAUCACCCGGACUGGAUCCAAGUCUGGCGGACCUAACUCGCACUAUGCUCAAAAUGGCGACGUAUUACUCGGCUCUGGAGGCAUUCGUUGAUGUUCAGAGUCGAGUCGAGUUCGGCGCCGUGAACCAUGCGCUAUGCGCAUCGAUACGGAAGUUCUUGCAGGACUAUCUUAUUAUGAUUGCACAACUAGAGACACAAUUCCUCACAAGCGAAUCAUUCACGGUUCAUGUGCUGAAUAUUCAUACGAUGCCAACGUGUCAGAUGAUGCAUCAGCUGUAUUUGCUGGCUCAUGAAUUGCUAAAGAAGAAUGGUAUAGUGGACGAUGAGACUGAAGAUGAAGAUGACGAGAUUGAAAACGACGAUGCAAUGAUUGAGCGCUUGAGGGAAGGAGGGGAGCUGAUACCAGGAAACAUGACCAGCAAGAAAAUUUGUAAAGGCGGUGUCGUUCUGGGUUUGAUAACAAUGCGGCUCGAAAGGAUGUCUGGGGACCCGGCAGCCAGAGCUCUGCUCACAUCGCUGCUACGAGAUGCCAGUCGUCCAUAUAUGGUCAUGCUCAAUGAGUGGCUACAUCAUGGAAGCAUCUACGAUCCACACUCUGAGUUCGUCAUCGAAGAACGAAAGAGCAUUAAUCGGGAGAGGUUGUAUGAAGAUUACACGGAUGAAUACUGGGACAGACGAUAUACCAUCCGCGAAAAGGACAUCCCGCCGCAACUCCAAGGCGUCAAAGACAAGGUUCUACUGGCGGGAAAAUAUCUGAAUGUCGUGCGUGAGUGCGGAGGCGCCGCCGCAAGCAAGGUUGUCACCGAUGUGCCAACGACAUUUGACGACCCUCGUUUCCUGGAAAAUGUCAAUAACGCAUACGCCCACGCCAACAAGUCGCUGAUGCAACUUCUGCUUACAACGCACGCUCUACCUGCCCGACUACAAUCAUUAAAGCACUACUUCUUCCUCGAUCCGUCCGACUACUUCUCCUACUUUCUCGAACUCGGCUCGUCCGAACUGCGUAAACCAGUCAAAAAUGUCAAUACGAGUAAAUUGCAGUCCCUGCUGGAUCUGGUGCUCCGCCAACCGGGCAGCAUCGUGUCCUUGGAUCCGUUCAAGGAAGACGUCAAGGUCGAAAUGAACGACGUCACGCUCAUCAAAUCACUACAACGUGUUGUCAACAUCAGGGGUAUUGAGCAGGGCGAACCGCUCCAACCUGUUGCCAACCAACAUAUUGAAAAGGACAAAAAUGCCACUGGAUUUACAUCUCUCCAAAUCGACUACUCUGUCCCAUUCCCCGUGUCCCUCGUCAUUAGCAGGAGGACAAUUUGGCGAUAUCAAUCGCUAUUUCGAUAUCUCCUGUCCCUUCGAUACCUAGAAUCACAACUCUCCACAACCUGGCAGACGCAAACACGCGGCGUAAGCUGGGCUCACAAGGGUCAGAACCGCGCCCUUGAAUUAUGGAAGCGUCGCGCAUGGACUCUCAGGGCUAGAAUGCUCGUCUUUGUCCAGCAAUUGUUGUACUUUUGCACCGCCGAAGUCAUUGAACCCAACUGGACAAAGUUCAUGUCGCGACUGAGCGCCAAGGACGGUGACCCGACGAAACCGUCUGCACCGACCCGCACCGUCGACGAAUUGAUGCAGGACCAUGUCGACUUUCUGGAUACAUGUCUGAAGGAGUGCAUGCUCACCAACAGCAAACUCCUGAGGAUCCAUUCCAAACUCAUGCAAACAUGCACCAUCUUCGCCGCCUACACAAAGUGGCUGACGCAGGAGCUUGAAAAAUCUGACCCCGAUCUGUCCUGCACCACGAAGCCCAAGACUAUGACUGUUGACCAGUGGAACCGCUUCCAGGCAACAAAGGCUGCAUCCCGCCCGCAGCCGGAUUCUUCCUCCGCACCGACGGAUCCCGAGUCACGCGUGAAUAAUUUGUCCGAGAUUAUAAAGAAGUGGGAGAAUAACUUUAGUAGACAUCUGCAGAUAUUACUUGAUGCGUUAAACUUCUACGCCGCCACGGAGACGGUGGUUUUACUUAGUCUCUGUGCGAGAUUAAGCACUGCGAAUCAGGGGACCGAGUUUGCGGGACGGGGACAGGACGAGGACAUAGGAUAA